Trametes versicolor FP-101664 SS1 is the source of this 1950-nucleotide messenger RNA. Its product is annotated as DEAD-domain-containing protein. Lineage: Eukaryota; Fungi; Basidiomycota; Agaricomycetes; Polyporales; Polyporaceae. Gene Ontology annotation, molecular function: nucleic acid binding; ATP binding. The record is from RefSeq and is a predicted model, not a curated record. The transcript is spliced from 9 exons. Gene Ontology annotation, cellular component: nucleolus. Bases 1 to 1950 code for a protein of 649 amino acids.
AUGCCUGAGGCACGCCUAGUUGACUCCAAGGCGACCUUCGCCUCAUUCAACCAUCUACUCGAUGGACGCAUCCUCAGAGCUCUGGCCGAUAUGGGCUUCGCUCGCCCUACCCUCGUUCAAACAAAAGCGAUACCUCUAGCGCUUGAAAACCGUGACAUACUGGCGCGGGCGCGAACAGGAAGUGGAAAGACCGCGGCGUACUGCAUCCCCGUUGUGCAGAAGGUCUUGAACACCAAAGGGAACAUUGCAAUUGACGACCCGAAACGACAAGCCACUCGUGCACUCAUACUGGUACCGACCCGCGAAUUGGCGGAACAGGUGUCUGCGCAUCUUCGCAGCCUGUUAACGUACUGCGAAGACGAAGUUUCGGUCGCCAACGUCUCUUCGGGUACAACCACUCACCUCCAGAAAACAUUACUGUCGGACAAUCCUGAUGUCGUCAUUGCUACUCCUUCGCGCGCACUAGCACUUCUGCAGGCGAAGACUAUGUCCCUGGACGCCCUGGAGUCUUUGGUUAUCGACGAGGCAGAUUUGAUUCUGUCGUACGGGCACGACGAAGACGUCCGUCAAAUUUUCAGCGGAGGCUUUCUCCCCAAGGUUUUCCAGUCGUUCCUCAUGAGCGCUACGAUGACCGAGGAUGUCGAGGCACUCAAAGGUCUUGCGCUGCGUAGCCCGGUCAUUCUGAAGCUCGAGGAAGACGAGGACGAGGCGGCAAAUUUGACGCAGUACUCCGUUCGCUGUUCGGAAGUGGACAAAUUCCUUCUGACGUAUGUCAUUCUGAAGCUCAGGCUCAUCAAGGGAAAGUGCAUCCUGUUCGUGAACGAUGUCGACCGGUGCUACCGCCUCAAGCUGUUCUUGGAACAGUUCUCUAUCAAGAGUUGUGUGUUGAACUCUGAGUUGCCUCUCAACUCCAGGUACCAUACGGUACAGGAGUUCAACAAAGGCGUGUAUGACUACAUCAUCGCUUCCGACGAGAGCACGGGCCGAGGAGAGCAGGACUCGGACGAUGAGCAGGAGGAAGAUGCUGCAGAGGAGAACGAAGACGACUUCAUGGACACCCAACGCGAGGCUGAAGAUGCCGCUGUUGCUGCUCCCGCCGACCCUGCGCCCGAAGACGCCCCCAAAUCCCUGAAACGCAAAAAGGCCACGAGCGAGCCCACACCAGAGCCGUCGUCAUCAAAAAGCAAGGCGAACAAGCGCAAACGGCGUAAAGGCGCGUCCGACGCAGAGUACGGCGUCUCGCGCGGCGUGGACUUUGUAGACGUCUCCUGCGUGAUCAACUUCGACCUCCCCACGUCCUCGCGUGCGUACACGCACCGCGUCGGGCGUACCGCACGCGCGGGGCGGACAGGCAUGGCGCUCUCGUUCGUCGUGCCCAAGGAGCAGUGGGGGCGGAAUAAGGUCGUCGGCGGCGUGGAGAGCGCUCUGCGCGAUGAGGAGAUUUUCGCGCGCAUCGAGCGCGAGCAGGCUGCGCGCGGGAGCCAGCUGAAGGAGUAUCAGUUCGACAUGAAGCAGGUCGAGGCGUUCCGGUACCGCAUGGAGGAUGCGCUGCGAGCGGUUACGCGGAGCGCGAUCAAGGAGGCGCGCAUCAAGGAGCUCAAGACGGAGAUCCUGAACUCGGAUAAGCUGAAGGCGCAUUUCGAGGACAAUCCGCUCGACCUUGAGUACUUGCGGCACGACAAGCCGCUGCAUCCCACACGGGUGCAGUCGCACAUGAAGCACAUCCCGAAGUACCUCUUGCCGCGUCUUGCGGCUGUGCCGGGUGCAGAGGGCGGGGGCGAAGGCGAUGCGAAGCCUGUUCCUGUCGCGGGAGAGGUCGGGUUCGUGCCGUUCAACAAAAAUGGCGCUAGGGGGCGCGGGCGGGGACGCGGGAGGGGGCGUGGCGGCAGAGGCGGCGCGGGCGGCAGAGGAGGCAAGAAAAAGUCGGAUCCCCUGAAGAAAUUCGGGUGA